Molecule: messenger RNA, 4786 nt
Organism: Petromyzon marinus (sea lamprey)
Lineage: Eukaryota; Metazoa; Chordata; Hyperoartia; Petromyzontiformes; Petromyzontidae
Product: ral guanine nucleotide dissociation stimulator-like 1
Biological process (GO): Ras protein signal transduction
Cellular component (GO): plasma membrane
Molecular function (GO): guanyl-nucleotide exchange factor activity
Source: RefSeq, a predicted model, not a curated record
UGGCUUAGCAUGAAUAACAAUCAGCCUCUCGCAGCGCUGCGAGAAUCAUCCCUGAGCGAGUGGAAGCGCGCGCGCGCAGAGAGAGAGCCAGAACUGGCGGAGAGGGAGCGAGAGAAAGAGAGAGAGCGACGGAGCGAAAUCGAGCCCGGAAUAGACAUUUAAAAAAAAAUGUACAGAGCUACCAGAGAAGAAGAAUAAGAGUAGGAGGAGGAGAUUAUCCAAGGAGACGCGAACGAAGGAUGACAGCUCACAAACAAGCGGCUAAACAGGCACGAAGCCGCCUGGACUGCGCUAGCGGGCAGCGAAUAUGACGAAGUAGUUUUGGGUGUUAACGGCAGCGAGCGGGACGCGUUGAGGAGGCGAGAGCAAGCAAGAUAAAAAGGGGGGCUUGGGUUAAGCCUCCGAUCGUCAAGCGGGUCACAAAACAGCAGUGGUUGGGCGGUGGUAGUGGUGGUGCUGACCCUGUGAACGGCGGUGUUCUGUCUGUUAUUGCGGCUGAUGCUUUGCCCGCGGCUGAUUUGGUUGGGUCUCACUCAGAGGUGAAGGAGCAGUCAAAAGUGUUCGACAAACCAAUGGACUGAACGAACGGUGGCCAAGUACUUGGAAGAAAAUUUGCCUGCGGUAUUCCUAACCCGACCACCACCACCACCACCUCGACGAAAACCAGUCCAGCAGAGACCGGCAGUAACAAAAAACAGGAGAGAGGGGAAUAAACCCCCCGCCUCUCCCCCCCCCGGCACUCCAGUGACAACCGCUGUGGCUGGGAACCAACGAAAAUAAAACACCGCACAUCGAGUGGCCGAGGAGGAGGACAGAGGAGGGAGGCGGGGAGGAAGACGACAACCGCCGGGGAGAGAGAACGGCGGCUGGUGGGGAGGGCACCAUGUUCGACCGCCUGUGCCCCGUGACGCGCAGCAUUCGGCAGAGCCUGGCCAUGGAGCUGAACGUGGAGGGAAACAGCUGCGUGGCGCUGCAGCGCUACCAGCCCCGGAGGCCCGACGAGGAGAAGUCCGUGAGCUCCGUGCAGGACUGGGGUCAAGAGGUCGAGGAGGGCGCCGUCUACAGCGUGGCCAUGAAGAAGAUCCAGAUCAAGGAGGCCUCGCACAAGGGACACAGGUGGCUCGGGGUGGAGAGCGACCCGCGGGCGCCGGGCCACGGCGGGGUCGACCGCUACGAGACGUGCCGCGUGCGGAGCAUCCGCGCCGGGACUCUCGCCAAGCUGGUGGAGAACCUCCUGCUCUCGUUCGGGGACAACGACUCCAUCUACAUCAGCGUCUUCCUGGCCACCUUCCGGGCAUUCACCACCACCGGGGACGUCCUGCGCCUCCUCAUCGACGAGCACGGCGAAAGGAAGAAUGGAGAUUGCGGUGAUGGCCACGACCCAGUAAAGUCUGCGGACCAGACGUUCGUCAGGAAAGCCAUCGCCUUCAUCCUCCGAGUGUGGAUGGACCAGUACCCCGAGGACUUCCACGCCGACGCCGCGUCGCUGGCGCUCGUGCUGUCCUACGCGUCGCGCGUCCUGCCCCACUCCGAGCUGCAGCGGCGGGCCCUGAGCCUGCGCUCGCCGCGCCCCGAGACCCCCCCCGGGCCGCCCGCGUCCUCGCCCGCGCCAGGCCCAGCGGCGGCGCGGCAGAAGCAAUCGGGGCACGCUCCCUUCAGCCUCGGGGAGGACGAGGCGGACCCGCCAAGUGACGCGCGAGCGGACGCGACGGAGGAGAGGCCCGACCUGCUCUCGUUCCCGGCUCCAACCGUGGCCCGGCAGCUCACCUUGCGUGACGCCGAGCUCUUCAAAAAGGUGGCGCCUCACCACUGCCUGGGCUGCGUGUGGUCGCGCCGCGACCGCAAGGGCAACCGCCACCUGGCGCCCUCGGUGCGCGCCACCAUCGCGCAGUUCAACGCCGUGGCGGCGUGCGUCGCGUGCACCGUGCUGCGCUGCUUGAGCGGCCAGGCGGCUGCGGGGCACGGCGCUCCGGGUACCGGCGCGCGCCACGCAGCGGCGCAGCGAGCCCGCGUCGUCGAGCACUGGAUCGCCGUCGCUCAGGAGUGCCGGAUGCUGAAGAAUUUCUCUUCCCUCCGAGCCAUUCUCUCUGCACUUCAGACGAACCCAAUUCACCGGCUAAAGAAGACUUGGUGCUGCGUGUCAAGAGAGAAGAUUGUGGCAUUUGCGGAGCUGUCGGAGAUAUUCUCUGAUGAGAACAACCACUUCACGAGCCGAGAGCUGCUCAUGAAGGAGGGUACGUCUAAGUUCGCGAGCCUGGAUUCCAACGGCAAAGAAAGCCAGAAGCGGACGUUCAAGCGAUUUCAGACGGCGAAGGAGCCGGGCCUCAUGCAGGGAACCAUUCCAUACUUGGGAACGUUUCUGACGGACCUCACCAUGUUGGACACUGCCUUGCCAGACUACGUGGAGGGUGGCCUGAUUAACUUUGAGAAGAGGAGAAAGGAGUUUGAAGUUAUUGCACAGAUCCAGUUGCUGCAGCUGGCUUGUAACAACUACUCUUUGAGCCCCGAAGGGAAAUUUUUGGACUGGUUUAACCGGCAAGAAAAACUGAGCGAGGAAGAAAGCUAUGCACUCUCAUGCGAAAUUGAACCUCCCACGGAAGUCAGCCCCACGUCGCCCAGGCAAAGAAAGAGCGUCGUCAAGCGGCUCAGCCUCCUCUUCAUCGGGGUUGACGUGACGCCAGGCAGCCCCCAAGCCCGGACGCCCAACGGCGAAGUGGCCGCACUGGAAGAGUCUCCCGAGGGUGGCGCUGCGGGCGCCGCGGGCGGCGAGGGCUGCGGCCCGGGAGAUGUAGCGCCGGCCUCCGGUGGUGGCGGCGGUGCCGGCGUUGGCGGCGAGCGAGCCGACUGCCUGAGCGUGGCGUCGAGCGCCUCGGAGCACGACGCCGUGGGCACGCCCGCCGAUGCACCCGACGGCUGCCCCAAAGAGCUGUCGACGAGCUCCUCGCUCGCCUCGCUCCACUCGGCCGACGUCUCCUCGGGCGUCUUCGCUGGGUCGGGCGUCUCCUGCUCGUCCUCGUCCUCCUCGUCCUCGUCAUCGGCGUCCUCACCCAGGUCCUCGUUCAGGCUGCACGGUCAACGGAGCGUGUUCAACAAGACGCACCAGCGCUCGGUCUCCUGCUGCUCGGCGGUCACCCGCCCCGUCUACAACCGCCAGUCGGACGACUCGUGCAUCAUCCGCGUGGUGCUGCAGUCGCCCAGCGACGGGAACCUCUACAAGAGCGUGCUGCUCACCAGCCAGGACAAGACGUCCAGCGUGAUAGGGAAGGCGAUGGUCAAGUACAAUCUGGAGAUGGAGCGAGCCGAGGAUUACCAGCUUGUGCAAGUCAUCUCGAACGAGAGAGAGCUCGUGAUGCCUGACCGUGCCAACGUCUUCUACGCCAUGAGCACCUCCGCCAACUUUGACUUUGUGCUGCGCAAGAAGGGCUCUCCGAGGCCAGCCGGUCCGGCGGCGGCACCGCCGCCACCGCCGUCUCGCAGCCAGUCCAGCUCGUCACUGCCCAACCUCAAAUCAAAGGGGGGCUCCCUCACCCAGCGGCUCAACAGGGCCGCCCUGUAACGCAGCAGCAAAAUCAGGAGAUGCUCCAACACGCCUGGGCCGCCGUUGUUCGCCGCUGUCGCCUCUGUUCCGUUGUGUCGGAAUGUCACCGCGCGACAAUGCCCUCAGGCCCAGGAUGGAUGUUAGUUUUGUUUGGGGGACGUCGUGGAAUCCCGUCGUCAAGAAAACAGCGUGAUAUCGCUUUGAGAACGGCGAUGCUGACCAUGCCUUUGUUGGAAAUGAGUUCGUUGAAGCCGAUGCCGUACGUAAUGUGUAGAUGAAAGUGAGAGGAUGUGGACCUGCGUAAUGCCGUGGUGUUUUGUGGGGAAGAGAAAGGGGGGAAAGAAAACAACUGGAUGGGUGAGGGUUGUUGAAAGUGCUGGUUUGCGUGUCGAGUGGAGACAUGGUGGUAUCUUGGUCUGAAUAUGACCCCUUUGCACUUGCUUUUUUUUCGAAUUUCGAAUAGGUUUGUUUACACUAAAUGUAAGCAAACGUAAGAUAUUUUUUUGAAAAUGAUUGAGUUAUCAACUAACAUUUUUGACAGAAAUAAAUGAGUAGAACUCAGCUGUGUUUUGAGAGGUUCCAAGACUUACAUUUGUCGUACGGGCUUAGUGGCUAAGUCUAUUUAAUUUCAACAUUAUCUUUAAAUUAUAUACAUUGAAAUGUAUUUUGCAUGUACUGUUGAAAAAUAUAAUUUCUGUACUGUAAUAGCUUUUCAUGUCACUUAAUAUUUCGCAGUGAUAAUACAAUUACAACACUGCCCUCUGGUGAAAUAUAGUGAGUAUAAAAAAGCAUCUGAAUUCAAUGGCUGUCAAAAAACUUGGUGACGUCGGCAAUGAUUGAUUUCGGUUUGUUUUGUAACAGAGCCACAGUUGCUCGUGAUAGUUUAACAAUCGUGUGUUUUAAAAUUCCGCACGAGUUUGCAGAUGUCCCUCUCCCUCAGCUGCAGUCGUGGCUGUCGUGGAAUCGUUUAAGGAUCGAGGUUUCCACCUUGUCCACAGACCAAAUUUCGGACGCAUUUCUCAGUCGGCCUCAAGUCUAUAAAACCUGCUGCAGUAUACAGUGAUUAAGUUCGACACGACAACGCCUACGCCAUGUCCACUUAAUUUACAUUGUAACAAUUAUACAACAGAGUGUAGCAAUUUCGAUUUAAAGCUUUCGUGACUGCAAGGAUUCAUCUUCUUUGGUUCUUUCGGUAAAGUCACGUAGAAUGAGAAUAAAAUAAUAAAAUAACACAAAAAUUCUCACGAC